Messenger RNA from Aspergillus aculeatus ATCC 16872, 1292 nucleotides. RefSeq lists its product as uncharacterized. The record is from RefSeq and is a predicted model, not a curated record. Lineage: Eukaryota; Fungi; Ascomycota; Eurotiomycetes; Eurotiales; Aspergillaceae. The transcript has 3 exons. Gene Ontology annotation, cellular component: mitochondrion. Bases 1 to 1047 code for a protein of 348 amino acids.
AUGUUCAACAAAGCGUUUCUCAUGACUAUGGACAAUGGUCAAGAGGUUAUAGCCAAGAUUUCCAACCCAAAUGCUGGCAUUCCACACUCCACUACUGCUAGUGAAGUCGCUACGAUGGACUUUGGCAGCUUGUAUUACACGGAAGUCCUGCAACUACCAGCAGGCAACGACUUCGUCAAGGAUGGCAAGGCUGUGAGAGAUUCGGGCUUUGCCAUUGGUCCGGCUACAGGCCGGGACUGGUGUGAUGCAGGCCGCUCAGGUCUAGAUGUCGACAAGGGGCCAUCAUGGUGCCAACAAAUCGUUGAUGCUCUAAUUCCCACCGAUGCAGCCAUCGCCAGACCCUGCCUCUGGCAUAAUGAUUUGCAUGAUGACAACGUCUUCGUAGACCCGCGUAAUCCCGGAGAGAUUACGGGUAUCAUCGACUGGCAGUCUUGUCACCUCUCGCCCCUCUUCAACCACAAUCCCGACCCAGUCUUCCUCGACUGGGAUGGCCUUGAGCCUGAAACGCUGGAUCUGGCACCACGGCUCGACCUCUCCGGGCUUUCACCCGAGGAACGGUCAGCUGCUUUUCAGGAGUAUGCCAUCCAAAACGUAUUCAUCGGAUGGCGGAAGCUCAUGCAUGCCAAAAACCCCGACUUAUACCGGGUAGUUGAAUUCCGGAGGACGGCAGCAUACGGGCUGAUAUUUCUGGCCCACCGAAUGUUCGAAUACGGCGAGGCGCACUUCCAGUCACUUCUGGUGGAUCUGAAAGAUACGUGGACGGACCUACCUGCGGUCACCAGCGAUACCCCAUUCCCGUUCGACUUUUCGGAAGCAGAGAUCGAGCGGAUCAAAAUGGAUAGCGAUGGUGCAGUGGCAGGAACCGAGCUUGUGACAGAAGUCAAGGAGAAGAUGGGCGAUCUGUGGCCGGACAAGGGCUUCAUCGAGCACGAGCGAUACAAUGAUUGCAAAGUUGCCCUCGACGAAGUCAAAGGCUUGAUCUUGGAGCAGUUAGCUGAGACCGACGAGGAGAAGGCUGAGUACGAGCGCUAUUGGCCAUUUGAAUAAUCUCUCUAUCGUUUCGAGGAGAUGGUAUGGUUGUGCGGAAAGCCUUCUUAUUCAUAUUUGGGUGGUUGGGUAUGGGAGAUGUGACUUUGGGAACACAAGACAUUUUUGGAACAGCAAUCUCUUGUCCACAUCUUUCUUUUUCUAUCGAUCUUUCGCUUUCAUUAUGGUUGCACAAAUGGGAGUGUUUCUUUGAUCAGUCCUUAUGUACUGGGAUUUCAGGUAUAUACGAGGAGAGCGGUUAAGGC